AAAGACACUUCCUUCCGUUUUCAAGCGAUAUAAAUGCACGAGAUUUUCAUGGAAGCCAUAUAAGAUCUUUACAAAGUCUACCAAAGAUUUUUAGAAGGUCAAAAGCUAUCGUCAGCUAACGAAGUCUCAAGGAAAAUCGUACAAGACUAUAGAUAAUGCGAUGCGUGGCCUGUUUUUGCAUCAGGAUAAUGGAACUGUUCCAUUUCAAAACGUUGUCAUCUCUUUGAUACUGUUCUUUGUAAUGUACCCGUUCGCGGCAUGCAAGUCGCCAUCCAGUUCCAGCGCCAAUACGACAGGCAGUGGUAACACGAGUCUCAACGCCCAGGGACGUCAGUUCUUGCGAAGGAUUAACGAAAUUAUAAAUCUCAAGGAAAGAGCGAACGUCUUGAAGCAGUGCAACACAACCAAGGACAAAGUUCUCGCGGAAAUCAUGAAAAGAUACAAGAAAAUCUUAAAGAACAUGUCCAACAAAGGAGUAAAGAAGUUUCGUAUUAAGGAUUUCGUGAGGGAACAGAAAAUCACCGGAAGCUUUGCAAUAACUUCCACAAACCGACGAACGCGACAAAUUUCGUUUAAAAACGGACAAUUUUUACACAUGGAUAAUGCUGGUGUUGUCAAGGGUAGUCCUGUGACGGCUGGGAAUAAAAAUAACACCAUAUUCUAUGUGAAGCCGACGGGGCCGCAAGUUGUUAUGCUUCAGUCAUCUCACACGAAGAAAUACGUUGCAAUGGACAAACAUGGCCAUAUUCAUGCCAAAACAAAUCCAGAUCAUGAUGCACUCUUUUACUCUCGAUCAGAGGAAAAUCUUUUCCUAACACUGGCAUCAUAUAAAUAUUAUCUAUUAUGUCCGUACGAUAUGUUUCUUGCUGUACGGAACACUGGUGCUAUAAAGUCGCCACAUCAGAGUGUACCAGGACAGAUUUCAACACAGAUUAUAUUUGUACCAGUUCCAUAAUAGUCGAUAGAGUGUAAAAUGUUUUAAAUGUAAACUUAAAAUGUGAAAAUGUUUGUUAUUCAUGAUCAAGCAGAUCAUAUACAAUUAAUUCAUAUCUCAAAAGAGUUAAAUGAAAUUGUCUAGCAUUAGGCAGAGAGACACUAAAAACAGGUGCAUCUGAGGAUAUAAUACAAGCUUAUUUUUAUUCAAAAGGCAUAAGAAAGAUAUCUACAUCAGAAAACCGCACGAGAUUUAAAAGCACGCACGCACACGGGGGGCGGAAAAAAUCUAUU
Dendronephthya gigantea is the source of this 1227-nucleotide messenger RNA. RefSeq lists its product as uncharacterized. Gene Ontology annotation, cellular component: cytoplasm. The transcript is spliced from 4 exons. The record is from RefSeq and is a predicted model, not a curated record. Gene Ontology annotation, biological process: positive regulation of cell population proliferation; positive regulation of gene expression; positive regulation of protein phosphorylation. Lineage: Eukaryota; Metazoa; Cnidaria; Anthozoa; Malacalcyonacea; Nephtheidae. Gene Ontology annotation, molecular function: growth factor activity; fibroblast growth factor receptor binding. The coding region runs from base 161 to 955 and encodes 264 amino acids.